Molecule: messenger RNA, 2815 nt
Organism: Stegastes partitus (bicolor damselfish)
Lineage: Eukaryota; Metazoa; Chordata; Actinopteri; Pomacentridae
Gene: cnksr3
Product: cnksr family member 3
Exons: 13
Coding region: 174-1808 (544 amino acids)
Biological process (GO): regulation of signal transduction
Cellular component (GO): membrane; cytoplasm
Molecular function (GO): protein binding
Source: RefSeq, a predicted model, not a curated record
UCAUGCGGGUGUCCACAGGAGUUUAGAGAGUGAACUUCAACACACACGGACAGCGCCGAGCUGCUGCGAAGAAUGUGACAGAAAACAUUUUUUUUUAAUUUCCACAUCAACGUCGCUUCAUUUUGGUUUAUUAUUUUUUGUUGUUGUCUCUGAUAUUUGUCCUGCGGGAAGACAUGGAGCCGAUAACCAAGUGGACGCCGAAGCAAGUUGUCGACUGGAUGAAAGGUUUGGAUGACAGCUUGCAGCAAUACGUUAGCAACUUUGAACGGGAGAAGAUCAGCGGAGAGCAGCUGCUGAAGAUCACGCAUCAAGACCUGGAGGAGCUCGGCGUGGCCAGGAUUGGACACCAGGAACUCGUGCUGGAGGCCGUCGAUCUUCUCUGUGCUCUGAACUACGGAGUCGAGACCGACAACUUAAAGAACCUGGUUGUGAGGAUGAGAGCCGCAACCAACAGUCUACACAUGGCCACGGCCGACCGCAGAAAAAGCCCCGCGUACGAUGGAAGCACCUCACGGAAGCCACCCAAUGACUUCCUCACCUCUGUGGUGGAGCUGAUCGGUGCGGCAAAGAGCCUCCUGGCUUGGCUCGAUAGGACGCCUCUUACAGGGAUCAGUGACUUCACAGCCACCAAGAACAAGAUCAUUCAGCUGUGCCUGGAGCUCACCACCACAGUUCAACAGGACUGCAGCGUUUACGAGAUGGAGGAAAAGAUUCUGGAAGUUUCCAAGAUUUUGAACAGUAUCUGUGAUCAGACCGUGAGAACCACCUCUGACCCCCUGAUGAGCCAGUCGGCCUGCUUGGAGGAAGUCCAGCUGACCAAUAUCAAUCCAGGCGAGGGUCUGGGAAUGUACAUCAAGUCUACUUACGAUGGGUUACAUGUCAUCACUGGAACCACAGAGCAUUCACCUGCAGACCUGACGAGGAAGAUCCAUGCAGGUGAUGAGGUGAUCCAGGUGAACCAGCAGACAGUGGUGGGCUGGCAGCUGAAAAACCUGGUUUUCAAACUGAGGGAGGACCCCAAGGGUGUGGUUCUACUCCUUAAGAAGAGGCCCACGGGCACAACAGGUUUCACCCCCGCCCCGCUUAAGAACAUGCGCUGGAAGCCCCCAGUACCUCAGAAUAACUCGUCCCUGGUCAGAGCCCAGUCUCCCUGUAGUUCAGCCAACGGAUCGACCAAAAAGGAGAAACCAGCCAUCCAGGACUUGUACAUCCCCCCUCCUCCUCCAGUGCCAUACACCCCACGAGAGGUGAGAACAGACUCGUUCUCCAGUAUUAGUAAGAGACCAAAGGGCUCUGAGUCACCCAACUCCUUCCUGGACCAGGAGAGCAGAAGACGCUGCACCAUCGCGGAUUAUGACAAGCUAAGCGUUGGCUGCCCCAUCGAAGCCAACGUGAUACAGCCCAGAAUGAGGGAGCACAAGCCUUCCCGUGGUAAGCCCCGGCCGCUGUCCAUGCCAGCAGAUACGUGUGUGGGAGUAGUUGAUCCUUACGCUAAGCCCUGGGCACAGGGAAGGAAAGGUGAAGACCUCCUGUACAGGUACCUGAGUAAUGAGCGCAUCCCCACCAUCGCUGAGGAGGUCCCCUCCGUGUCCCCGCCCUACAGGCCUGCAGGGGAACGCCACCUCGUCCGGGUGGACCACAUCCGGGGCAGCCGCUACUACUCCAACUCAGACCUCCACAACAGCGCCACCAUCCCCUACCAGGAAGACAUCAAAAAGGCCCCCGUAGCCCCCAUCUCCAAGCGCACGUCGGCAGAACGCUCACUACUGGUCAGUUGGAUCACGCGGCUUAAGCUAUUGACUCACUGAUGAUGUGCUUCUUGUCCGGGGCUUCCUGUCCCUGUCUUGUGUCCUUCCUCAGUGCCUUUGAUAUUUAACGUCCAGCUGUUUUUUUUGGCAGCUUCGGGCUUUCUCACACUCCUCUCUACCCCAACCUCCAUAUUUUUCCCUGGUGUUACUACUACUACCAACUACUACUACUCCUCAACCCAACUUGCUUUUGUAGUGCUCACUACAUUAAGUCAUCACCCCUUUAACACUGCCCACAACCCUCACCUCUGACUACAAGCCUCAAGAAGAUACCGCUUGUUCAGGUUUAGGACACUUUUGGCCUUGUGUGCUGCUUACGGACUCCUCUGUACAUAUUAAGUUAUACCAUGUUUCCGUUACGAUGUUCUCCGGUACUCGAGGUUUCAGACGCCGAAGUUCUCAAAAAAAAAAACUUGCCUGAUAUCACUUCAGCUAUGUGCUUCUUUGGUUUUCAUUUACAUAAAAUAAAACACAGUGAAACAAACAGCAUAUACUUGUUAGCGAAACUGCUUUUAUUUUGAUGUUUUCUUUGUACAUUUUUGUGAUCAGUUAGUUCCAUUACCGUCUUGCCAAUGGUUGCCUCUUGUAAGCUAUGCAUUUUUAUGGUCACUUAAGUUGACAAUGCUGCAUUGGUUGGUAAAAGGGUGUUUAUAUCUUGUCACUAGCAAAUAUUUGUGCAUGUUUUAAAGCUAUGCACUCUAUUCAGUAAACUUUAUAUCCUGUGUUUCAGUUUACUCUGCAAUUACCCACCAAGAGGGGCCUAUACAUACAGCUGGUUGACAGUAAUAACUGGUCUGUUAAAGCCAGUAUUUGAACCAAUCUUUUUAGGACACACAGGUCGAACGGCCUUCUGUUAGCUCAUGCUAUGGAAAGACCACAGAUCACAAGAGACAGAAUGACAGUAUUAUUUAAGAAACUACAGGGAAGAAGUGUCUAUUGUUGCUUUAUCUGCCUUUUUGUAAGAUUUGAAUAGCGUUUUAUUAAAAAUUGCGGUUCAUUUCAGUGAA